AUGGAGAAGGAGGUUUUUUGUCAGUUUUACAUUAGGAGUAACUCUGGAGUCUGCAUAGAACAGAGCUGGAAAAGGAAAGUAAAAAAGAAUCUAAAAUGCAUUCCAUUCCUAUUAAAGGAAAAAUGGUUUCACCCAAAUAUUACUGGAGUGGAGGCAGAAAAUUUACUGCUGACAAGAGGUGUUGAUGGCAGCUUUCUGGCCCGGCCCAGCAAAAGUAACCCAGGAGAUUUUACCCUUUCUGUUCGGAGGAAUGGAGCUGUCACGCACAUCAAGAUCCAGAACACAGGUGACUACUAUGACCUGUAUGGAGGAGAAAAAUUUGCCACGUUGGCUGAGUUAGUCCAGUAUUACAUGGAACACCAUGGGCAGCUCAAAGAAAAGAAUGGAGACGUAAUAGAAUUAAAAUAUCCACUGAAUUGUGCUGAUCCUACAUCUGAAAGGUGGUUUCAUGGGCACCUUUCUGGAAAAGAAGCUGAAAAGUUAUUAACAGAAAAAGGAAAACAUGGAAGCUUUCUUGUGCGAGAGAGUCAAAGCCACCCAGGAGACUUUGUUCUUUCAGUCCGGACAGGAGAUGAUAAAGGCGAAAGUAAUGAUGGGAAAUCGAAAGUAACCCAUGUCAUGAUUCGGUGCCAGGAGCUGAAAUAUGAUGUUGGCGGAGGGGAAAAAUUUGACUCUCUAACAGAUCUAGUGGAACAUUAUAAGAAGAAUCCUAUGGUAGAAACUUUGGGCACAGUACUACAGCUCAAGCAGCCCCUGAAUACAACCCGUAUUAAUGCUGCAGAGAUUGAAAGUCGGGUGCGAGAACUAAGCAAACUAGCAGAGACCACAGAUAAAGUCAAGCAAGGCUUCUGGGAAGAAUUUGAGACAUUACAACAGCAAGAAUGCAAACUUCUAUAUAGUCGUAAAGAGGGUCAACGGCAAGAAAGCAAAAACAAAAAUAGAUACAAAAACAUUUUACCUUUUGAUCACACCAGAGUUGUUCUACAUGAUGGAGAUCCAAAUGAACCAGUUUCAGAUUAUAUCAAUGCUAAUAUUAUUAUGCCUGAAUUUGAAACUAAAUGCAACAAUUCAAAGCCAAAAAAAAGUUACAUUGCUACUCAAGGCUGCCUGCAGAACACAGUGAAUGACUUCUGGAGAAUGGUAUUCCAGGAGAACUCUCGCGUUAUCGUUAUGACAACAAAAGAAGUCGAAAGAGGAAAGAGUAAGUGUGUCAAAUAUUGGCCUGAUGAAUACGCAUUAAAGGAGUAUGGAGUUAUGCGUGUUAGGAAUGUUAAAGAAAGUGCUGCUCAUGACUAUACGCUAAGAGAACUCAAACUUUCUAAAGUUGGUCAGGGGAACACUGAGAGAACAGUCUGGCAAUAUCACUUCAGAACCUGGCCUGAUCAUGGAGUACCCAGUGACCCUGGUGGUGUCCUGGACUUCUUAGAAGAAGUCCACCACAAGCAAGAAAGCAUCACUGAUGCAGGUCCUGUUGUGGUACAUUGCAGGUACAAUAAUGUGACAUAUUUCCUAGCUUCCACUAUAAGCUAUAUCUACAGAAAAAGUCUAGGUGUAGACUGUGAUAUUGAUGUUCCAAAGACCAUUCAGAUGGUGAGAUCACAGCGGUCUGGGAUGGUUCAGACAGAAGCACAGUACAGAUUUAUUUACAUGGCAGUACAGCACUAUAUUGAAACUCUACAGCGUAGAAUUGAAGAGGAGCAGAAGAGUAAGAGAAAAGGGCAUGAAUACACAAACAUUAAAUAUUCUUUAUCGGACCAGAUAAGCGGGGAUCAGAGCCCACUCCCACCAUGUACUCCGACCCCAGCCUGUCCAGAAAUGAGAGAAGAUAGUGCUAGAGUAUAUGAAAAUGUGGGGUUGAUGCAGCAGCAGCAGAAAAGCUUCAGAUGAGAUGUACAGAAACUUCCAUGCAAAGGAAGAAAUGAAUAUUUUUUU
Messenger RNA from Pelodiscus sinensis (Chinese soft-shelled turtle), 1932 nucleotides. The record is from RefSeq and is a predicted model, not a curated record. NCBI's taxonomy places the organism in Eukaryota, Metazoa, Chordata, Testudines, Trionychidae.